Rhinichthys klamathensis goyatoka is the source of this 1123-nucleotide messenger RNA. RefSeq names its product inner mitochondrial membrane peptidase subunit 2 (gene immp2l). Gene Ontology annotation, molecular function: serine-type endopeptidase activity. NCBI's taxonomy places the organism in Eukaryota, Metazoa, Chordata, Actinopteri, Cypriniformes, Leuciscidae. Gene Ontology annotation, cellular component: membrane; mitochondrial inner membrane peptidase complex. Gene Ontology annotation, biological process: mitochondrial respiratory chain complex assembly. The coding region runs from base 108 to 656 and encodes 182 amino acids. The record is from RefSeq and is a predicted model, not a curated record. The transcript has 6 exons.
UGUCAGGAAUAUGAUUCAGACAUGGAGGGCUUUAGGACCCGGGAAGCAGCGAGCGUGGUGUCCCACUGACGGAGCGACGUACAGCACAUACAUAAAGACAUUAGGCAAUGGCGCAGACGGGCUUUGGGCGAAGAUACUUCAGAGCGUUUGUUAGUGGCUUCUUUGUAGCCGUCCCCGUGACAGUGACGGUUUUAGAUCGUCUUGCCUAUGUGGCACGCGUAGAAGGUGCCUCCAUGCAGCCGUCCUUGAACCCAGAUGGAGGGUCGUCACCUGAUGUUGUGCUGCUGAACCGCUGGACUGUGAGGAACUACCAAGUGCAGCGAGGGGACGUUGUGUCAGUUCUGAGCCCGAAGAACCCUCAGCAGAAGAUCAUCAAACGGGUCAUUGGGAUCGAGGGUGACUUCAUCAAAACGCUGGGAUAUAAAAACCGUUUUGUAAGAGUUCCAGAUGGACAUCUGUGGAUCGAGGGAGACCAUCAUGGCCACAGUUUCGACAGCAACACAUUUGGACCGGUUUCCCUGGGUCUUAUCCACGGCCGGGCGUCUCACAUCAUCUGGCCGCCCAGUCGGUGGCAGCGGAUCGAGCCGUCUGUCCCCUCAGACCGAAGACCUCUGUUAAACUGGAAUGGAGCAACGGACGACAGUAAUGAUGACUGAAAUGAAGGACAUCCAUGUCAACCCUCAUGUACAGUAAAUGUAAAGUCAUGUGCUGUGGACUAUAGAAAUGUUCUUGUUGAAACUAUGUGGGUCAAAUCAGAUCCUAAGAAAGACUAUGCCGUUUUUAGACCCAGUUUAGGCAGAUAUUGUCAGUUGUACAUAUUCUUGACUGUUUUGACCGGUCUGUGCCAGGUUGAUGAUCAAAUGACACACAGAUAAAGGCUAAAUCUAUUAUACACUUAGUUUUUAGUAAUAAACACAUUGUCAUACAAUCAUAUGCCAAAUGAUUUAUUUCUAAAGGUCAACAUUAUACAUAUAUAUUGUUUGUAACAUGGACAAGUAAUCAGUAUCACAGACAGAACUCCAGCACUAAGAUGCAAAAUAGACUGAAUAUCAGCAAGUUAAACUUAUUUAUUUUUGAAGAAUUGUCAAAUUAAUUCUUCAAAAAUAAAAAGAUCAUUACUCCA